Molecule: messenger RNA, 2181 nt
Organism: Pseudoliparis swirei
Lineage: Eukaryota; Metazoa; Chordata; Actinopteri; Perciformes; Liparidae
Gene: zbtb8a
Product: zinc finger and BTB domain containing 8A
Exons: 4
Coding region: 221-1603 (460 amino acids)
Biological process (GO): regulation of transcription by RNA polymerase II
Molecular function (GO): protein binding; RNA polymerase II cis-regulatory region sequence-specific DNA binding; DNA-binding transcription factor activity, RNA polymerase II-specific
Source: RefSeq, a predicted model, not a curated record
GGGUAUCACGGCGUGGGGCGUCAGCGGGUCCUGCCGACACCUCCCGCCUGGGAGAGAGUCGCUGGUUUCGGGCAGCAGGCGAAUCCUCCUCGCUGCUCGCUGCGCUCCGGACCUCCGGCGAGGAAAGGGGGUGGUCUCGGGAAUGGAAAAGGGCGUUUGAAGCGCGACUCCUGCUUUUUACCAUACGGCCUGUGUGAACAUAUUCAUUUAUCAGCGCAGCAUGGUCACUUGCUGGAGGCAGCCUCAGAGGUGGUUCAACACCGCUGACAUCACAGUGGCUCACCAGAGCAGCCUGCUGAAGCAGCUCAACCAGCAGCGGCGCCAGGAGCUUUUCUGUGACUGCAGUGUGCUGGUGGAGGGCCAGCUCUUCAGGGCCCACCGCAACGUCCUGUUCGCCAGCAGCGGCUACUUCCGCAUGCUGCUGUCCCAGGGGCCCGACGGGAUGUCCGACUCCGUCAACGCCACCUUCGACGUCUUCAACCCCGAGACUUUCACCGUCAUCCUGGAUUUCAUCUACUCGGGGCAGCUCGACCUCUCGAGUCACAAUGUGAUUGAGGUGAUGUCGGCAGCCAGCUACUUGCAGAUGAACAAUGUCAUCAGCUACUGCAAGAACUUCAUCAAAUCCUCCUUGGACAUCAGUGUGAAGGAUGAAGACAGUGACCGUUGCAUCAGCUUGUCUGAGACCUGCAGUUUUACCAGCGGAGUGGGAGACGGGACCUCGGAGCAGCAGCAGCAAGGCCCCGGCUCCGUCAGCCCACCACCGGCGCUGUGGACCAACUCGCGGUCCCAGUGUGGCUUCAUGGGGAAGGACCUGGACCAGGAGUCACUGGCCUCAUCGGCCCUGAAGACAAACCCGAGCAGCCCUGCUGACGAUCUCAAAGCAGAGCCCGAGGACCUGCAGGACCCUGGGGACCCUCUGUACACCUUGCCUGGAUCACAGCGCCGGCGAGGUAAAGGGGGAACCAAGAGGAGAGCAUCCAACAGCACUCGCUCCAACCGACUUGAAGAUUUGGACAUCGAGGAGGCGAGGACUCAAAAGGCAGAAAUGGCGGAGGAGCUGUAUGCUACUCUGCCACCUAUGGUGGGCGUUAUCGGACACUUUAAUCAAGACUCCAACCCCAUGAUGCGUUUCAAAUGUCCCUUCUGCACACACACGGUAAAAAGGAAGGCCGACCUGAAGCGUCACUUGCGCUGCCACACGGGAGAGAGGCCGUACCCCUGUCAGGCCUGCAAUAAACGCUUCACACGCCUCGAGCAUCUUCGUAGCCAUUUCGAGACGAUACAUCAAGCCAGGAAGCUGGUGUGCAGGAAGUGUAAGUGUCAGGUGACGGAGGACACCGGGCAUGUGGUGUGUGAGGGCUCACGGCGCUACCGCAUGUGCACGGCAUGCAUCCAGGAGGUGGAUUGUGACGACAUCCCCAUGGACAGUCUAGAUAGCGCCAAUGAGGAGCCGGCCCUCUUGUUGGGGGUGGACGGGGAAGAGGAGGGGGACAGCAAGAGGGGCUGGAUGGUAGCCGACGACGACGACGACGACCUGGCUGAAGACUCGGGGGCCGACCUCAUCAUCCAGCAAGUGGACGACAGUGAUGAAGAGCUGCAGUGAAAUGGAACCAAAGUGUGUGUGCAGAGGCAUGCACGGAAAAUAACCUGUGUGUGUGUGUGUGUGUGUGUGCUUAAGCCAUGCAAGAGAAUGUAAGCAUACAAUACGUGAUACACUAAUGUAAAUACAAACACUUAAUAUAUGUUACUUGUCUAUUAGUUAAACGCAACUGGUUGAUCUUUACUUUAAAUGAGACGUUGACCGUUGUGACAAAGUGGAAUGCUUUUUGUUCGGCUUCAUAAAGAUAUGCAGUAUCCAAAGCUGGGUUUUCUUUGAUUUUAUCAUGGUUACAUGAUUCUCUUUCAGAGUUGUCUUCUUCCACAUGCAGGAAGAUCACGUCUGCUCCGUUUUGGGACACUACUUUGAUAAAAGCUGGCGUUUGAGUACAAACUAAGUGACAAGGACAGAAUAAUGACUGAUGCUGUUUCUCUACUUUCUGGGAGGGAGGUCAGGAAUGGAUUUUUAGAUUAUUACAGUUGUUAUGAUUAUGUUUGCUUAUGAUAUGCACUAUGAUAUAAAACCAAUUAUAAUUUAUUUGUUUGUUUUGUUACUUUUUGAUUAAAGAUAUUUUAUACAUUUCU